UGCAUACCAACUAUCUAUACAUGUCCGCAGGGAGCAGAGCAUUCACUCGCCAAACGGUGUGCGAACUCUAACUUAGACCCUUUUUCUACAUAUAAACAGCAAAACUAUGCCUACCAUAGCUGGGCUUGCCUCAUAUGUUCUGAAACUGAUCGGCCACGACCUACAUGCACCAUACGUUUGAGGCAGAUAGGUCGUCAAGGGGGCUCCGACUUAUCCAUGUUUUCGUUCAAAAUAAUCGUGGAUGUGACAUCAGAAACUGGAAUAACAUUGAGGUCUCAAGCUGGACACGGCAUCGGUGGAUUGAAUGUUGAGGUAGCUUGUAGGUCUGAUGAUAGUGACUGCAAAGCUUUAGCUUGCCCAAAAGCUUAUGAAAAAGUUGGAAAUGAAUAUUCUGGGCAUAUAUGGCAGUGCACCUCGGCCAAAGGCUGCACAGUUUCAAC
Molecule: messenger RNA, 440 nt
Organism: Owenia fusiformis
Lineage: Eukaryota; Metazoa; Annelida; Polychaeta; Sabellida; Oweniidae
Source: the annotation of a GenBank genome assembly